This is a messenger RNA of Closterium sp. Naga37s-1, 7188 nucleotides long. Lineage: Eukaryota; Viridiplantae; Streptophyta; Zygnematophyceae; Desmidiales; Closteriaceae. The record is from the annotation of a GenBank genome assembly.
AUGCCAUCGCGAUUCCCGCAUCCCCUCUGCCGUCACCCACCUACACGCAUCCCCUCUGCCAUCACCCACCUACACGCAUCCCCUCUGCCAUCACCCACCUACACGCAUCCCCUCUGCCAUCACCCACCUACACGCAUCCCCUCUGCCAUCACCCACCUACACGCAUCCCCUCUGCCAUCACCCACCUACACGCAUCCCCUCUGCCAUCACCCACCUACACGCAUCCUUCCAGCCCCCAAACCACACACCCCCCCUCUCUCCCCCUUCCCCCAAUGCGCACCUGCACGCCGUGCGUGCGGCAGCAGUUGCACCAGGCCACGGGAGGCAGCGUCACCAGGUGGCGUCACCCACGCGUCCACCGCGUCCCACUUCCACGCGCGUUACACCGAGUUGCACGCGCUCCCCUGCGCGCGCACACCCUCCACGUACCCCUCCUUCAUCUCGCGGCUGCCAACACCCGCUGCCGUCGCCGCGAAAGCCCCCCGGGCGCGCUGCGCGCGCGGAAGGGCGCGGUGGCUCGGUCGUAGAUUCCGCCCGUGGCGAGACUGCCGGGGCGCCAUUGGAGCAGCUGGUCGAGGGACAGCCGAUACCUCUACCACCGGACACGGGCCUUCACGUAGCGAGCACGAGCACCCACCGGAACCUAGAAGCAGCGAGAGGGGCAUGGCUGGUGCGCGCGAGGAGGCGUGCGCGGCAGGGAAGGCAGCUACGAGGGCGCUGCAAACGCGGGAAGUGGCGUCCGUGCGGGAGGAGGCUGCAGCGGAGCAGAGCCUCGCGGACGAGGUGGCAGCGCUGCGGCGGGAAGUGGGGUCGAUGCGGGAGGUGGAGGCACAGAAGCACAGCGUGGCGGACGACGUGGAGGCGCUGCAGUGGGAAGUGGCGUCCUUGCGGGAGGCAGCAGCAGCGAAGCAAAGCCUGGCGGACGAGGUGGCAGUGCUGCGGCAGCAAGUAUUCCGGGUGUGGGAGUUGGCGUUCGUGCAGAGGAGGGACGUGCAGCGGGUGAGGGGCGAGGUGGAGGAGAUGAAGAGAGAGCUGGCGGCGGUGAAGGGAGUGAUUGGCAGCGAGGAGGACGAGAGCCGCGAGAUGUGGCACAAGAUCCUGGCAGCAUCGCAGGAGGCAGAGCUAGAGCUAUGCGGGGAGGCAUCGCUGACAGAUGCAGUGCUGGCACACGUGGCCGGCAUGACCCGCCUCUCCACCCUCGACCUCUCCAACUCCUCCGGCUUCACCACCCAGGGCCUGCAGCACCUCUACGCCCUGCCCAGCCUCACCACCCUUGUUCUCUGCGGCACACCAGCGGGUUGGGAAGGCGACGAAACAGUGUCUCUGGAGGGCAUUGGCGCAGCCAGCCAGCUUCACACACUCAAGCUGGACCAUACAAGCGUGGACGACUCUGAUCUGGAGCCCCUCACUGCGCUCACCUCACUCACAACCCUUUCCCUGGAAAACUGCCACAACCUCACCCCGGCUCUCCUGGCCCAUGUGGGCCGGCUGACUGGGCUGGAGGAAUUAUCCCUCAGUGGCUGUGCCAUGGGGGACGAAGUGCUGCCGCAGCUGACCUGCCUGCCGCGCCUCUCCUCGCUCACCGCGCCUCCCGGGGUCACAGAUGCCGGCCUGCAGCACCUGGCCGCGCUGCCGGCGCUGCGGAGGCUGUCGCUGUGUGGCUGCCAGGACGUCACCUCUGCUGGCAUGCUGUAUGUGGGACGCCUCACCAGCCUGCAGGGCCUCUUUCUCCCCGACACCCUUGUGACAGACCAAGGGCUGCAGCACCUCACCUCGCUCACCAACCUCCUGUCGCUCAUACUGCCCUCUGGGUUACAAUCGCUGCCUCACGCCAUCGCAGCGCCGAAGCUGCCUCGUCGGCGCAACGCGCAACCACACGCGUCGCCUCAGCCCGCCGCACACUGGCAGGGGACUGUCGACGGGUCGCGUCGGGCCCGCUGCACUGCCGAACCUCCAGUCGCCGCGCGGCUUCGAGGCGUCUCGUUUGUUACGAGAGCUCGGGUUAGGCUCAUAGCCCUUCACGUGAGCACGAGCACCCAUCGGGACCUAGAAGCAGCGAGCGGGAGGGGCAUGGCAGCAAUGGGGAAGCGUGCGCGCGAGGAGGCGUGCGCAGCGGGCGAGGCAGCAAUGAAGGCGCUGCAGGAAGUGAGGAGUGAGCUGGCAGCGCUGCAGCGGGAAGUCGCAGCCGUGCGGGAGGAGGCGUUCGUGCAGAGGAGGGACGUGCAGCGGGUGAGGGGCGAGGUGGAGGAGAUGAAGAGAGAGCUGGCGGCGGUGAAGGGGGUGAUUGGCAGCGAGGAGGGCGAGAGCCGCGAGAUGUGGCACAAGAUCCUGGCAGCAUCGCAGGAAGCGGAGCUAGAGCUGUGCGGGGAGGCAUCGCUGACAGACGCAGUGCUGGCACAAGUGGCCGGCAUGACCCGCCUCUCCACCCUCGACCUCUCCAACUCCUCCGGCUUCACCACCCAGGGCCUUCACCACCUCUACGCCCUGCCCAGCCUCACCACCCUUGUUCUCUGCGGCACACCAGUGGGCGGGGGGGGCGACGAGGCAGUAUCUCUCGACGGCAUUGGCGCAGCGAGCAGUCUCGAGACGCUUGUAUUGGACAACACGAGUGUGCGCGACGGCGAUCUGGAGCCCCUCACUGCGCUCACCUCACUCACUAACCUCUCCCUGGGCAACUGCCACAACCUCACCCCGGCUCUCCUGGUCCAUGUGGGCCGGCUGACUGGACUGGAAGAUCUAUCUUUGAGCGGUUGUGACAUGGGAGAUGAUGUGCUGCCACAGCUGACCUGCCUGCCGCGCCUCUCCAUGCUCGCCAUUCCCCAUGGGGUCACAGAUGCUGGCCUGCAGCACUUAGCCGCACUACCGGCGCUGCUGCAGCUGUCGCUGUGUGGCUGCCAGGACGUCACCUCUGCUGGCAUGCUGCAUGUGGGGCGCCUCACCAGUCUGCGAGGGCUCUCUCUCCCCGACACCCGCGUGACAAACGAAGGCCUGCAGCACCUCACCUCACUCACCGACCUUGUGUCACUCGUGUUGCCGCCUGGGACCCAUCUCGUGCUUCCUCUACUCCCCCUGCUGCUGCUCACCUGCUACUGCCCGCGCUGCACGCUGGUGGCGGCGCGCCGAAUACAAACAGCAGACUUCAAGGUGUUAUCGGCGGUGCUGGCGGCGUGGGGCCCCUUUGAGGACGGCAAGUCGUGGUCGCCCAACAGCGACUGCUCCACGGUGCAGGGCGUCACAUGCGAUCCCGAUGGCUACGUUGUCUCCCUGGCCACGUCGGGCAAUGCAUUUUGGAAGCCCAUUCCGGACGUUGUCAGUGGGCUGCAGCACCUCACUUACCUGGCCAUCACGUCGAGUCAUCUGGUGGGGUCGCUGCCAACAGCCAUCUUCAACCUGCCACUGCUGCGCGGCAUCAAGCUGACAGUGAAUCAUCUCAACGGCUCCAUACCGGAUGACAUCAGCAAGCUCACAGCCCUCACCUACCUGUACCUGGCACAGAACCGCCUGACUGGGUCGCUGCCCGAGUCUCUGUCGCACCUCACCCAGCUCGUCUCAGUGAACCUUGGCGUGAACGGGUUCACGGGGAGCAUCCCGUCGGCCUUGAGCACCAUGUCAAACCUCGACCUCCUCAACCUGCACAAUAACUACUUUGAAGGCGCCAUUCCUGAUUGGCUCUCCACAAUCCCAAGCCUGAUGAGCAUCGACAUGCAGCAAAAUGCAUUGAACGGCACCAUUCCUGCCUCUCUCAGUCGCAUGACGCAACUCACCAAGCUCAGCCUAGCGGUGAACUUCAUUGAAGGGUCGAUUCCGGGAGAACUAGGCAACCUGCUGAACUUGCAGACGCUCAUUCUUGAGACCAACUAUCUGAGCGGCACCAUCCCCGCCUCUCUGGGGGCUCUCACGAAUCUCCUUGACUUGGAGCUGGCAUGGACAGACAUCACUGGAACCCUGCCCUCCUCUAUUGGGACCCUGACUCGCCUUAACAUCUUGUACCUGGAGGGCAUGGAGCUCACAGGCACGGUCCCCCGAUCAUUCUCCAACCUUCAGAACCUCGGUUUUUUCUACCUGAACAGGAACCACCUCUCUGGCGAUGUGUACGGCAUCACAAGCAACAUGACCAGGCUGGUCACGCUCGACGUGUCAAGCAACCAGUUCACGGGGCGGCUGCCAUUGCCCCCAUCGCCCUAUCUGCAGUUCUACUACGCCCACCGCAACUACUUCUCCUAUGGUGCCGUCAUACCCCCCAAGGCCAACCGCACCUUCUUUGGCAACGCGUUUGAGAACUGCCUGCUCAACGCGUCCCGGAUUCCUGGAGACUACCCCGAGCAGAGGAGUGCAGAGGAGUGUGCUGCGUUUUGCGGGCUUGCUGCUGGGGACACCAGGCCCCUGUGCAGCGGGCACGGCGUGUGCUCCUUCAAUGCGACUGUGCAGGAAUCAGCGUGCACCUGCGAUAGCAACUUUGACAACCAGGCGGGGCCCCACUCAUGCUCGUACAGCGUCCUCCCUUCAACCGAGUCAUCACAGACAACACCAGUGGCCGUGGCAGGAGCAGCAGCGCAGCUGUUCAACGGCACCAUCAUCCUCACGCCGCCCACCAGCAACACCUCAGGAGCAGCGGCAGUGCAGGCGCCCAUCCGCCUCUUCCAUUUCAUCGACAGCCCUGGCCCCUGCGGCACGCCCUUUGCCUUCAACGCCUCAUUCAGUUUCGCCAUGAAGCCUGCAGCAGCCCAGGACAUGGGGGGCGAUGGGGUGGCGUUUGUUGUCAGUGCGGCCGCACCGCAGGGCGCUGGUGCAGCGGGGGUGGGGCUGGGAGGGGUGGGGAAGCGGAGUGUGGCGGUGGAGUUUGACUCGAUGCUGAGUGUGAAGCACAGCGACCCCAACGACAACCACGUGGGCGUCAAUGUGGGCGGCUCACCUGUGUCUCUCGCCUCUGCCACGGCCCCUCUCAUCCUCAACGACGCCCACACCAAGCACGCCUGGAUCCACUACGACCCCACCAGCGGCGGCACCCUCCGAGUCUUCCUCUCCUCCGACCCCGACCAGCCCCCCACCCCCAUCUUGCGCGCUCGAGUGUCGCUCUGCUCCAUCCUGCAGCCCACUGCAGCAGAGACCAACUUCUUCUUUGGCUUUGCCGCCUCGACAACGGAUAAGGACCAAGAGAAUGUCAUCUUGAAGUGGGAGGUCGUGACAGGUUUGCCUCCUCGACUUCCUCCCAACCCGCAAGACCUGGCGUUGGGGUUUGUGUUGGACGAGGACUCCUACUCACCACAGGGCUUCAACUCCUUCUUCCACUAUGCCAGCUCGGGAUUCGAGCCCGCACAGGAGAACAGCCCCUCCUGGAAUGUCAAGUCGUACUCCAUCUGGCGCUUAUCUGAGUCCAUCUGGCCUGUCAAGAACCAAAGGGGCUGCGCGGACUCAUGGGCAUACGCAGUGGUGGCAGCGGUGGAGGCAGCCUACAGCAUCGCCAGCAACUGGACUCAGCCGCCCAUCCUCUCAGUGGAGCAUCUGCGCCUCGCCCUCUCCUCCAACUGCGACGGUGGCUCGCCCACCAAGGCGCUGCAGUUCCUCCUCAACGCCAGUGCACAGGGCAAGGGGCUGCUGGAGGAGACCACAUAUGCUGCUUCCACCAAGGCAAUACGCUCUCUCGGACGCAAAGCAGCUGCAAAGCCCGUCAUCAAGUACUACGGCAUCCGGGGCAUCGAGCGCACGGGGUUCUACGGGUGGUUUGGGCUCAUGCUGGCAGUGCAGCGCCAGCCUGUCAUUGUGCACAUCGAGGCGUCCGCACCCUCCUUCCAAGACUACGAUGGGAGCGACGUGUACGCUGACGAGGGUUGCUUCACGGAGCAUCUGAACCACGUGGUGCUCGUGGUGGGCUAUCUCGUGGCUGGCACCGAAUCUGCAAAGCCCGACCUGCCGCCGCCCUUCUGGAUCAUCCGCAACUCAUGGGGCUCAGGGUGGGGCGACCAGGGCCACAUGCGCAUGGACAUUCGCAGUGGCGACGGCAUCUGCGGCAUCAACACUCUCCCGGGUCUCGUCCCAAUCGUGAGAAAUCCUGCCGACCCCUGUGGGCAGCAAUCCUACAAGCACGGCGAUCUAAACCCCGUAUUCAACCCGUGUGGCCAGUUCAGCUGCAUCAAGAAGAAAACCAGCAAUCGCUGCACCUGCUCCGAUGCCCGCUUCGCUGAAGUCAAGAACACCGAUGGGUCGUACACCUGUGCCUAUGUGGACGUGUGUGGGUCCAGCAGUCGCAACCCGUGUGUGGUGGGCACGUGUGUGAACGAUGGCAAGGGCAGCUACUCCUGUGUGUGUCCCAGGGGCUUCAUCCAAGGCACCAUGAUCGGUGGAGGCUUCUCCUGCACUCCUGGUCAGACGCAGGGCACGUACACGGUGGUAGCAGGCAACGUCAUGUGCUCGCACAUCUCAGCUGUCUUCAGCAUGCCAACUGCAGACCUUUUGAAGCAGGGAGUGUCAUGCGCCAAGCCUCUGCCCAUCGGCAAGACGCUCUCAGUGGUGUUCAACAUCAAGGACUGCAGUGUCUUCUACAGCACCAAUGCUGUACGUGGCUCUCUCUCUGCUCUGCUCCCCUCUUGUAACUCUCUCACUGCUGCCUACCCGGGUGACACGUGCACGGGGGUGGCGCGGCAGGUGGAGCUGUGUGGGGUGGCGGCGUCGGAUGCGGCGUGUGAGGCAGCAUUUCAGGCGCUCAACCCCGCUGUCAACUGCUCCUCCCUCAGGCCCUCCCAGGCCGUGUGCAUCGAGAGGGACCCCGCCAAGGCCAACCGCAUUCCGGUGUGUGCGCAGUACUACAGGCCGCGGGCAAACGACACGUGUGAGAGCAUUAUGGACUCGGCGGCCCCUCCUCUGGGCGCCAUGGAGCUGUACCGCCUCAACCCUGGCAUCAACUGCAACCAGCUCAUCCCAGCAAAGGACCACAGCUUCCAAUGGCCCCUUGAGCGUGAGAUUUGCACCAAGAGUGCAACGUCAUUUGCGAUUGGGAGCUGUCCAACAGACAACCAGUACUACUUUAUGCCCACUGACACCUGCACUAGUGUCCACGUCCAGCAUUUCCAUGGCAUCAAUGGGUGCUACCGGAAAAUCAAUGGGUACGAAUGUGUAGACAAGAUGACACCAGGAACAAAGGUCUGCCUGCCGAACUACAAUAGUGCUCGGAUUGGAGAAUGUGUAUAUUGA